Messenger RNA from Aspergillus brunneoviolaceus CBS 621.78, 786 nucleotides. RefSeq names its product gamma-glutamylcyclotransferase family protein. NCBI's taxonomy places the organism in Eukaryota, Fungi, Ascomycota, Eurotiomycetes, Eurotiales, Aspergillaceae. The coding region runs from base 240 to 722 and encodes 160 amino acids. The record is from RefSeq and is a predicted model, not a curated record. The transcript is spliced from 5 exons.
CACCCCUCCUUCCGUUCCAUCUGCACGUCCAUUGACAUCUACACAGGGUGGAAUAUCUUCAAGUAUUGUGCUUACACACUCUCCUUCAGAUCAUAAUCAAUCCAAAUCCGAAUAGUCACCUCCCACCGAACUCAAAACAAACACUUAGUACUCCUUAUCAGCUGUAUACACCACACAACAUAAACAAGCAGCCCUCCACCACCACCAUUACCAACAGUACCUACCUAGUACAACCCAAAAUGGGCGACCACACCCUCUUCUUCUACGGAACCCUAAUGUCCCCCCAAAUCCUGCACCGAGUAAUCCACGGCCGCGCCACACCGGAACCCUGGCAACGAGCGUACCUCACCAUCCGGCCCGCGGUUCUCCCCAACUACCGGCGGCACCGGGUGCGGCACGCCGACUAUCCGGGGAUUGUAGCCGGUCAUGCAAGCUCCGCCUCGGUGCUGGGGACGUUGGUGACCGGGUUGACGGAGGGGGAUGUUUAUCGGUUGGAUUUGUUUGAGGGGGAUGAAUAUACCAAGGUCAAGGUCAAGGUUAAGGGCACUGCUACUGCACCUGACGGGGCAGAAGCAGAAGCAGAGGCAGAAGCAGAAGUCGAGGCGCUGACGUAUGUCUGGACGGCCGGGAGGGAGCGGUUGGAGGAUGCCGAGUGGGAUUUCGAGGCCUUCAAGAGGGAUAAGAUGGCUUGGUGGGUCGAGGCGGAUGAGCGGGAUUGGUGACACUCCAGAUUUUACGAGUAGACCUUGUAGAGAAGUCGAUCUAUCUGUGUCUUCUGUUCGAACC